Messenger RNA from Aspergillus homomorphus CBS 101889, 1365 nucleotides. Its product is annotated as ankyrin. Bases 64 to 1365 code for a protein of 433 amino acids. The transcript has a single exon. Lineage: Eukaryota; Fungi; Ascomycota; Eurotiomycetes; Eurotiales; Aspergillaceae. Gene Ontology annotation, molecular function: protein binding. The record is from RefSeq and is a predicted model, not a curated record.
CAACUAUCUACCUUUCUUUAAACUUUACUGGGAGUAAAGAUUCACGUUUGUCCUCCGUGCAUAAUGACUGCUUUUAGUCGCCUGCCAGAUGAGAUCCUUCUGCUCGUGGCACAGCAGCUGGAUACUCAGCCGGACAUCUAUCAUCUAGCACAAAUCAAUAAGCGCUGCUACCGGGUGCUGUAUACCUAUCUCUGCAACUACAACAUCCAGCACCACGGGAGUACGGCCUUGCUUUGGGCCGCACAGCAGGGUAAUCUCCCAUUGGUAGCCAAGUUGCUGGAGGCCGGGGCGAACAUUGUCACCUGGUCACGCAAGGAAGAGGUCUGGAAGGACGCUUUCGGGGAGAGAUGGAUACGCUUCCCCGGCGAGAAUCCGCUGUUAGAUGCAGCUCAGGGGAGGCAUACCGCAGCUGUCCAGCUCAUGCUAGACGAGAAACGACCCAACCAAGUCGCGAGCCCGGAUCAGUUGCGGACGCUUCUUCACUGGGCCCUCCGAGCCCACGACAGCCAGCUGGUUGAUCUAGUGCUCAAGCAUCGUCCCCCAUUUGACUCGCGCACCUAUAGGGACUGGCCGUCUCCUAGGCCAGACAAUUGGCCUUCCGCGCUCAACGUGGCCCUUGAGGCAGGAUAUUACUCUAUUGUGCCCCGCCUGGUUGAGCUGGGCGCAAAGCCCGGUCCGUAUCGACGUCGGCCGUGUCCGAUUGAGCAAGCGAUCUGUCGCGAUCAGCCACAGCUUGUGGAGCUUUUCCUCGCGCACGGUUGGAUGCCGCACCGGGAUCACGGCAUAUGCUAUAUCGCCGAUACGAAUAAUACUGCUAUGCUUCAGAUUCUGCUUAAUCAUAGCCUGAAUCUCCGUUUCUAUGGUACCACUGCUCUUUUUGUGGCAAUUUAUGCCGGACACUAUGAAUUCGUGCAGAUGCUUCUUGAUCAUGGGGUGGACACGAGACUGGGGUGUCUCUUUGAGACUACGGACGGCACCCCUCUGAUGAACGGGUAUACCCCAAUUGGCUUUGCCAUCAAGUGGAGGCGUCUGGAGAUUCUGCGUCUAUUGCUUGACCGAGGGACUCACGCGGACCGGGGCGAUCUUGAGAUGGCCAGAGACUAUGGUUUCGAGGAGGCGGUGGACCUGCUUCAAGCCUUCGAGGGAUCAGCCCCGCAGCCUUUCAACACUGUUUUUGAGGAAGUGGAGGGCCUACUGUUCGAAACUCCAAUUGAAAUAGCGGAAGCAGAUACUGUUUUACCCGAGCGUGUUGAACUUCUUGUUUUGGAUGUGCCGGGUGGCGUGACUGAUGCUUCGGACAUAUGGUCGGGGAUGCCCAGGUAUGUGCUGCGACCUCUGGAGGGGGCAUCAUCCGGCGAAAGAUAG